Messenger RNA from Hypomesus transpacificus, 3784 nucleotides. It is a transcript of the gene fzd5, whose product is annotated as frizzled class receptor 5. The coding region runs from base 1034 to 2740 and encodes 568 amino acids. The record is from RefSeq and is a predicted model, not a curated record. Lineage: Eukaryota; Metazoa; Chordata; Actinopteri; Osmeriformes; Osmeridae. Gene Ontology annotation, cellular component: plasma membrane. The transcript is spliced from 2 exons. Gene Ontology annotation, molecular function: Wnt receptor activity; Wnt-protein binding. Gene Ontology annotation, biological process: canonical Wnt signaling pathway; non-canonical Wnt signaling pathway.
GUUGGCGUUUGGAUGAGGUGGGCGUGCUGUGCGUGUUGUAGCGGGAGGGGUCUCUUCCACUUUGGCAGGGGAAUAAAUUAUUUCGGUUGGUGAGCGGUGAGAUAUGAAACACGACACAGCGAUACCUACUAAUAUCAGAAGAGGCAAAUUUCGAAAACAAGUGCUGGGAUUCGCUGUUUGAAAGCACCUCUGCGUUACACCUUAUUCAAGAUAAUAACGCAAAAGUUGCUUAAACUUUGGAGACAGAAGAGAGAAGAAAAUUCAUUAAGACCUGUUUAAACUCUACGACGGCCAACCUAUAUUGGGCUCCCGGAGAAAGGAUACAGCAAGUGGAUUCUAUUUUCUUGGGAAUUCACCUGGGCUUCAAAUCAACCUCAGACGGACGCUUUACGCUUUUCUAUGGGACAGUAACACAAUUGUAUUUAGCAGUUGUAUGACCAUGUUAAACGUAUUUUCUUUACUCGUCUCAUUAACGCUUCACAGGCAAUACAAUCUGUCAUGCGGAAUAACUGUUGGAAGAGGAAAUUGUCAGUAAAAUGUUACAGAGUUGUUAAAUUAAUUGGAUCGUGACCAAAACUCCAAAGAGGGAAAUUAACUUUCUUCUCUAUACAUUUUCAAGACUGGGUCAAUGAUUUACACUUCAACUCUGAUCGACAGUCCACUCAUUUGGAGACGUUGGUGACCUUUAAUCCAACUAUUAUUUUAACUAAACUGAAUUUAGUUGGUUAACUGGUCCUAUGCUGUAUUUAUGCUUCAUUGGUAAGGUGCUUGUGCUUUUGGAACAAAAUGCGCCUUCGGUCUGGAAUGGAGCUUGCCCGUGAUUUAUAGAACAGAGGACCGUGGACAUGCUGCUGGAGCAAUUACCUUUUCCUUUUGGGAUUUCAUAUUUCCGAGAUGCAGUCAUAAAUUAAAGAAGGGACUGAGCUGAGAAAAUACUCAAGUCUACACAUUGCAAUUCCUGUCUUUUUUUUUUACUACCUGUACUUUCAACGGAAUUAGCUCCCACCUCUCAUUCCCGCUCCCACCUCGUCCCAUGGCGACCACGGUUAAGCCCCCGCUGUGUGGUGUCGUCCGUUGGCUGCUGGUACUGCUCCUCUCCCAGCAGCCCCUACUCGCGCAAGGCGCCUCUAAGGACAUUGUGUGCGAGCCCAUUACGGUGCCCAUGUGUAAAGGCAUCGGCUAUAACUUCACAUACAUGCCCAACCAGUUCAACCAUGACACCCAGGAGGAGGUGGGCCUGGAGGUGCACCAGUUCUGGCCGCUAGUGAGGAUCCGCUGCUCCCCAGACCUCCUCUUCUUCCUGUGCAGUAUGUACACCCCCAUCUGCCUGGCUGACUACAAAAAACCCCUGCCUCCGUGCAGGUCUGUGUGUGAGCGAGCCAAGCGAGGCUGCUCGCCCCUCAUGAGCCAGUAUGGCUUCGAGUGGCCAGAGAGGAUGAGCUGUGAGCAGCUGCCAAUGCUGGGGGAUGAGACCCUGUGUAUGGACCAGAACAGCAGUGAGACCACCAUCUCCCCACCCUUCCCUAAGCCCACCCCCAAGGGCACCACCCACCGACGCAGACCCCCAGCCCCCAAACCCCCGGUCCCCCAAGAGUGUGACCGGGAGUGCCGCUGUCGCGACCCGCUGGUGACCAUCAAGAGGGAGGCCCAUCCGCUGUAUAACCGGGUGUCCACCGGCCCCUUACCCAACUGCGCCCAGCCCUGCCACCACCCUUACUUCUCCCAGGAGGAGAGAGCCUUCACCACCUUCUGGGUGGGGCUGUGGUCGGUCCUAUGCUUUUUCUCCACCCUCACCACCGUCGCCACCUUCCUCAUCGACAUGGAGCGCUUCAAGUACCCGGAGCGGCCAAUCAUAUUCCUUGCUGCCUGUUACCUCUUCGUCUCCCUGGGCUACAUCAUCCGGCUGGUGGUGGGGCACGAGCGCGUGGCGUGCAGCAGCGCUAGCGGCGUUGGCGGCGAGCAGCAGCACAUCCUGUAUGACACCACAGGCCCUGCCCUGUGCACCCUGGUCUUCCUGCUUGUCUACUUCUUCGGCAUGGCAUCAUCCAUCUGGUGGGUGGUGCUCUCCUUUACCUGGUUCCUGGCGGCGGGGAUGAAGUGGGGCAGUGAGGCCAUCGCGGGCUACUCCCAGUGUUUCCACCUGGCCGCGUGGCUCAUCCCCAGCGUGAAGACCAUCGUGGUGCUGGCCCUCAGCUCCGUGGACGGGGACCCCGUGGCGGGGAUCUGCUACGUGGGGAACCAGAGUCUGGAGAGCCUGCGGGGGUUUGUCCUGGCUCCCCUGGUGGUGUACCUCUUCACCGGCUCCCUCUUCCUCCUAGCCGGCUUCGUGUCGCUCUUCCGCAUCCGCAGCAUCAUCAAGCAGGGCGGGACCAAGACGGACAAGCUGGAGCGUCUGAUGAUCCGGAUUGGCCUGUUCACGGUGCUCUACACGGUGCCGGCUACUAUCGUGCUGGCCUGCCUGGUGUACGAGCAGCACUACAGGCCGAGCUGGGACCGGGCCCUGGCCUGUUCCUGCCAGGCCGAGCGGCAGCGUUUGGGCCUGGGCCCCGACUACGCUGUGUUUAUGCUCAAGUACUUCAUGUGCCUGGUAGUGGGCAUCACCUCGGGGGUGUGGAUCUGGUCGGGGAAGACCCUGGAGUCGUGGCGACGCUUCACUGCUCGCUGCUGCCCCUGUUGGACCCACAAGGCCGCUGCACCCGCCUCCAUGUACAGCGAGCCGACUACAGCUGUAAGAGGCUGAGUGCAGGAGCUCUGAUGUUCAUUCGGUGUUUUGUGGGCCCUCAGACGGACCUUCUGGAACUCGACCAGGGAUAAAAGGUUGGUUUGAUCCUCGACGCAGACCUCAUCCCUGCACUCCAGUCUGCAGCACUGUGGAGAGCUGUAUUUAUUCCUGUGUUCUGUCUAUUUGUGCUAUAGAACAUCUUGUAUGGUUUCAGCGGAAGAUUCUAUCCAAGAAGCUUGGGAAAGCUGUGGGUGUGUAAAUACAAAGAUGGAAAAGACCGUGGCAACUAAACAUUCUGUUCUUUGCUAGUCCCCUGUGAUGAAAUUGUGUGUGUGUGUGUGUAUGUGUAUAUAUAUGUGUAUGCUGCAGUAAGGACUGGCUAGCUGAAUCAUGGUGAAGUGUAAGUACCCUCAUCUGUACCGUUGUGCUUUCCGCCCCCUAGUGGUGUGUACUUGAACUACCCACCUGUCCCAAGAUGUACAUUACAACAUUUAUCUGCAGAGUAGGAAGAACAUUUAGCAAACUGGUUUCAUUCUUAUAGACGUUUUACAAUUGUUGAAAUUGUUAAGAACAGUCUUCAUGUAAUUGGUGUAUGAAAGGGAAAGCCUAUUUGAAAUGGUAACCAAAAAAACAGAGAACAGGCCAAUCUUACGAGCUAGUGGAAUCCUCCAGCAUGACCUGAAACUGUAACCAUGUUGGCCUUUCUCUUCCUUACUGUGGUCGUGCCAGCACCCUUGUGUGUUCCAGGUAGUAAGCCCAUGUUCUUUAAAACCACAGACUUCUAGAAUGAUAUCAAAAUGAUUCAGAAACUCAAUAUUUAAUUUAUUAGCCCUUUUCCUGAUUAAUAGCAUGUUUGUAGUGUGAGAGAGUGUGUGUGAUUGUUCCAUCCACACUUUUAUAAACUGAUUUGGGAAUCAUUCUAUGGAUGAGUCUUGAAUGCAACUCUGUACUCAAUUCCUGGAGAACGUAAAAUGUGUCAAAUUCAUGACUGAGAUUUUAGAUAUUAUUUAUGAAAUUGCAGUUUGACUGGUAAAGAAUUAAACUGUGGACCAAUUGUAACAG